Capsella rubella is the source of this 1258-nucleotide messenger RNA. RefSeq lists its product as uncharacterized. Lineage: Eukaryota; Viridiplantae; Streptophyta; Magnoliopsida; Brassicales; Brassicaceae. Bases 135 to 917 code for a protein of 260 amino acids. Gene Ontology annotation, cellular component: chloroplast. The record is from RefSeq and is a predicted model, not a curated record. The transcript is spliced from 4 exons.
GUUUCUUGCUUUAUCACCACCGCACAUCUUCGUCUUCCUCGAGCUUCUUCUCCACGGCGAAGAGUUAACCCAAAGCUUCUUCUUCUUCUUCUUCUUCUUCCUACAUAGCUCUUGUGUAAUCUCAUGGUCUUACUAUGAAGACUUGUAACUUCAUGUGGCCUUCCACAUCACCCAGAUUCACCAUCACCACACCUUAUCCACACACACACUUACGCCUCCGCCGCACGUAUACAUCACGCGCCGCCCCUUUCUUACAGGUAAAAGCUUUCCAGCGCGGUGACUUCGACCGUUUCGCUGAUGACGUUAAGUCCGGUAAAGCUUGGAGAGACGCGUGGAGAACCGCUAACGAUGGAUUCGAACAAUUUGUUUUUGAGGCUAAGAAAACCGCCGAGAGAAUCGAUCGUCAGUACGCUGUUUCUCGCCGGUUUAGCUCCGCUGCUAGUUCUGCCGGUGACCGUGCUCGUGAGAUUGAUCGUGAAUUUGGGAUUAGUCCUCGUGUUAGGAGUCUCUCUGCCGAUUUUAGUAGAAAUUUCCCUAAGUACAGGAAGCAGUUCAGUGCAUUCUUGAAUACACCCCUUGGUGGAAGUUUUGCUACUAUUUUCUUUCUUUGGUUUGCCCUCUCUGGAUGGCUGUUCCGAGUAAUAAUAAUUGCGACUUGGGUUCUUCCAAUUGCUGGCCCUCUUCUCAUUGGUGCAGUGGCCAACAACUUUGUCAUCAAGGGAGAAUGCCCAGCAUGUAAGAGGCAGUUCAUAGGAUACAAGAGCCAAAUCAUCAGAUGCGAAGGAUGUGGGAACAUAGUGUGGCAGCCACAAGGCGACUUCUUCUCAAAAGAUGGUAACAACAAUAAUAACAGCAAGGGAAACUCUAAAAAGCCACCUAAAUCCCAAAUCAUUGAUGUCGAUUUUGAGGAGAAAUGAUGAUUAUACAGAGACCGAUAAAGAAGCCAAGAAUGAAGCAAAAGGCUCUCUUGUUGCACUAAUGCUCAAAAGAAGAUAAUAAUAUUUGAAUGUAGCUAAACCAUUUGCUGUUUUUUUGUCUGUUUUGAGUUGCAGCUCUCUGUAGAAGGCAUCGUGUUGCUUGUUGUGUGUACAUGAUAAGGUUUCUUUGUAGAUGAACAAAUGUAGUUUUCCACAAGCCGAGAGACUUGAUUGAAAUCCCUAAAAAUUUUACAUCUUAGAUAAAUCAUAUUAUAGAACCAUACUUCUCCAUUAUUUGUAUGUUUACUUUUUCACUUUUAACAUGUUAUAAUAGUUUGAUA